Molecule: messenger RNA, 3585 nt
Organism: Camarhynchus parvulus
Lineage: Eukaryota; Metazoa; Chordata; Aves; Passeriformes; Thraupidae
Gene: KBTBD2
Product: kelch repeat and BTB domain containing 2
Exons: 4
Coding region: 524-2395 (623 amino acids)
Molecular function (GO): protein binding
Source: RefSeq, a predicted model, not a curated record
UGGCGGCAACAGCAGCAGCAGCGCCUGCGCGCUCAGGGGCCGCCGCCGCCUCCGCAGCCUGGGAGAGAGACCGGAUCCGCCGCCGCAUCCUCUUCCUCCCCCACCGCUUCCCCGCGGCCGCCCGUGGUCGGGACGGCCAGGCACGAGAGGAAGCGGCGGUCGGAGUCAGUCAAGUGCAGCCACUGAUCACGAGAUGUUACCACAAAAUCUACCUCAGACUUCACUUUUGUUCAUUCAGUUGCUGCGCCAUAGAUCUCAACGGGAGCUCUGCAGACACUCUUGAAAGUCUCUGAACAGAUUGGGACAUCAAGUCACAGCAUGAUGACCUAAUAGGAGGUCAAAGUCUGAAACAUUGAUUCAGCAGUUCAAGAUAACACUGCGCUUAUAUCAGUAUCACUUCUGAAGGCUACAGACCUCCUGCCAUUUCUUUCCUGGCUACUUCAGAAACACUCAGCUGACCUUUCUUGGGUGAAGAGAUCUUGACUUUUCUCUCUGGUCCUGGAAAUAUUAAUGGAAUACAGUCAUGUCUACCCAGGACGAGAGGCAGAUAAAUACAGAGUAUGCUGUAUCCUUGCUGGAGCAGUUGAAAUUCUUUUAUGAACAGCAGUUGCUAACUGACAUAGUGUUGAUUGUUGAGGGCACUGAAUUUCCCUGCCAUAAGAUGGUUCUUGCAACGUGCAGCUCAUAUUUCAGAGCCAUGUUCAUGAGCGGGCUGAGUGAGAGCAAACAGACACACGUACACCUGAGGAAUGUGGAUGCAGCCACUCUGCAGAUCAUCAUCACUUACGCAUACACGGGUAACCUGGCAAUAAGCGACAGCACAGUAGAGCAGCUCUAUGAAACUGCCUGCUUCUUACAGGUAGAUGAUGUGUUACAACGAUGUAGAGAAUACUUAAUCAAAAAAAUUAAUGCGGAAAAUUGUGUGCGUCUAUUAAGCUUUGCUGAUCUCUUCAGCUGUGAGGAGUUAAAACAGAGUGCUAAAAGAAUGGUGGAGCACAAGUUCACAGCUGUGUACCACCAGGAGGCCUUCAUGCAACUGUCACAUGAUCUACUGAUAGAUAUUUUAAGCAGUGACAAUUUAAAUGUGGAAAAGGAGGAGACAGUGCGUGAGGCUGCUAUGUUAUGGCUGGAGUACAACACGGAAUCCCGCUCGCAGUAUUUGUCCUCUGUUCUUAGCCAAAUCCGGAUCGAUGCACUUUCAGAAGUAACACAGAGAGCCUGGUUUCAAGGCUUGCCACCUAAUGAUAAAUCAGUGGUGGUGCAAGGACUGUACAAAUCGAUGCCCAAAUUUUUCAAGCCCAGACUUGGCAUGACAAAAGAGGAGAUGAUGAUAUUCAUCGAAGCUGCUGCUGAAAACCCUGGUAGUCUUUACUCUUCUGUCUGUUACAGCCCACAGGCAGAAAAGGUUUACAAACUCUGCAACCCUCCCGCCGACUUGCAUAAGGUUGGGACGCUGGUAACUCCCGAUAAUGACAUCUAUAUAGCAGGUGGGCAAGUUCCUCUGAAGAACACAAAAACCAAUCACAGUAAAAGCAGCAAACUCCAGGCUGCCUUCAGGACUGUGAAUUGCUUUUACUGGUUCGAUGCGCAGCAGAACACUUGGUUCCCCAAGACGCCAAUGCUCUUUGUGCGCAUCAAGCCGUCCCUGGUGUGCUGUGAAGGAUACAUCUAUGCCAUCGGGGGCGACAGCGUCGGCGGGGAGCUCAACAGGAGGACUGUGGAGAGGUACGACACCGAGAAGGACGAGUGGACCAUGGUGAGCCCCCUGCCCUGCGCGUGGCAGUGGAGCACGGCUGUGGCGGUGCACAACUGCAUCUACGUCAUGGCGCACAACUUGAUGUACUGCUACUUCCCCCGCUCGGACGCCUGGGUGGAGAUGGCCAUGCGGCAGACGAGCAGAUGUUUCGCCUCAGCUGCUGCUUUUGGUGAUAAGAUAUUCUAUAUCGGAGGACUGCAUAUUGCCAGCAAUUCUGGGAUAAGGCUGCCCAGCAGUACUGUGGAUGGGUCUUCUGUAACAGUGGAGAUCUACGACGUGAAUAAAAACGAAUGGAGGAUGGCAGCCAACAUCCCUGCCAAGCGCUAUUCCGACCCGUGCGUCAGGGCCGUUGUCAUCUCCAAUUCCUUAUGUGUCUUUAUACGGGAGACCCACAUGAACGAGAGAGCCAAGUAUGCCACCUACCAGUAUGACCUGGAACUUGACCGCUGGUUCCUGAGGCAGCACAUAUCGGAGCGCGUGCUGUGGGACCUGGGCAAAGACUUCCGGUGCACUGUAGGAAAGCUGUAUCCAUCUUGCCUUGAAGAGUCCCCGUGGAAACCUCCGACGUAUCUCUUCUCGCCAGACGGAGCUGAUGAAUUCGAGCUGGAUGGGGAGAUGGUUACUUUACCACCUGUAUAGCUCCCAAAUUAGACUGCACAACUGAGUCUGUGCUCAGUUAUAAAAUAAUAAAAGAAAUAAAUGGCUGUGAAAGAACAGGUCUGGGGACAGAAAUCUCAGAGCUGUCUUUCAUGAGUUGUAUUUUUAUGCCCUACCUAACACUUGCCGCCAUUCAGUAUGAAUUAGUGAAAAGAGCAGAUAUGCUUCCAUAAUCUCAAAUACUAUUAUCAGAUAAUUGAGAAAAAUAUAUGUAUAUCAUGAGCUUGAGCAUCUGACUUGUCUAAAGAAUUAAUUCUAGUUCUAUAAAGUCUCCAUUCAGGAAAAUUAGCUUAAGAAAAAAAGUAGUUAUUGUUUCUAGGAUGAUGUCACAACUCUUUUGAAAGUAUCUUCCAGUUACAUUUUAACUACUUCUGGAUAUUCUACUUAAGUGCUAGUUAUAUAAUUGCCAGUGUGGCCUAAUUAAAGGACUGUGCCGCACUUACUAAAUACUAAUAUCUAUGUUGGUAUAGUAAUGCCAUUAAAAGAAAAAGAAACAAAUCCCAUGGAUCUACACCUGUGGUAGGAAGGGUAGAUCUUCCAUUGUAUGGUAACAUGCUGGGCAAAAUGACUGCAGGUUCAGUCAAGCUGUAUGAUGAGGUGCAUGUAUUCUAUUUUCACUAACUUAUACCUGUCUAUUUAGAAUACAGGUCUUCCAAGCAGCUGGUAGAUUACCAGGUGUGGACUUAAGUUGCUGGGCUUGCAAUAGGAAUUGCCAGCCCUCAUAGUGCGGGUCUAUGUGGGGCUUUAAUCAGUAAAUGCCCCCACAUUCUGUAUUACAGUAACAUUGGCUCAUGUAUAUUACUUCCUGCUGCUGAUGUAUUUUUCCAUUGUAAAACGAAGUUUUAGUGUGGAUUAACCAGGUCUUUAUUUUCUGUUAAUUUAAUAACAAGCAUUACUGUAGUGUGAUUGUGUAUAGAUAUCCCUUAGCUGUCAGGUUUUUUACUUUGGGGGGAAAAGCAAACUUCAGGAAUAUCCUGUGCUGUGUGUGCAGGAGAGCAGAUGCCUAGUGCUGCUCUGGCAUUAAUCCCAGGAACCACUAGCAGUAGCGGGGUGCCGCCAACCUAACAUGAACACAGGUGCUUCAUGACAAACCUUACUAGCAUGUUCAGCUGCAUCAUGUUCUGGCACUGUAUUUUGAAUGACAUUAAUUUAUUAAAAAAGACUGAAUCCAA